UCUUCAAUUCUAGUAAAUUACCUCUUCAUGCUUAGUUUCUUCAUGGUUUCUUUUUUUCUUGAUGGACUCAGAAUUUUAAAUAUUAGAAAAGAUAAAAUAUGGCACCAGUUUCAUAUUUACUUUACCUUCUGUCACUUAUGAAGCUUGUUUUUUUUUCUUUUAUUAAGAAACUUUCUCUUUUUAGGUUACUGAAUUUAGAAUUCAUAAAGCAUGAUAUCAAUGUUCCCCUCGUAGGCCUUUCAUGUGUUCUGUUUUUCUUUUUUUAAAAAGAAGUUCUUUUAGUUUCAGAGAAAAUUCUGUAGAGUGAUAAAUGGAACAGGGAAGAAAUCUUAAGUCUUUAUGAUCUGGAUACCUCAUUUUUGAAACUGUGAAAGAAGUAUAUUUUUAAUUUAUGAUUGCUCAUGUUAUUCCUUAGCCAAUUCUUUUUGUUCAUUUCAGGUUUCUAAUUGGAGAAGCAUCAUAAUCAAUAACCAGAUUUCAGUAUCUUUCCUUAAUUCUUGAUCCAUUUGUGGUGAGUAAUUAUAAAUCAUAGUAAGAAUGAAUGAUUUAAUGACUCAAUCAUUCCUCAGUUACGUAGAACUCAAGAAACAGGCCAUGAGAGAUAUGGAAUCUGAACCAGAUCUUGAGAUGGGUGAAUUAGAUCCUGCUGAUGAGAAGAACCUGACAAAGUUCUUUGAAGAAGUGAAUGGAAUCAAGACUGAAAUGGAAGAGAUCACUAAUCUCCUCCUCGACCUUCAAGACCUAAAUGAAGACUCAAAAUCUACUCACAGUACUAAAGUGCUUAAAGGAAUUAGAGACAGAAUAAACUCAGAUAUGGUUACAAUUCUUCGGAAAGCCAAGAUUAUCAAGUCAAGAUUGGAAUCACUUGACAAGUCUAAUGUGGCUAAUCGUAGUUUGUCAAUGGCUUAUAAAGAAGGCAGCCCUAUUGAUAGAACAAGGGUUUCCGUGACUGAUGGAUUGAGAGUUAAGUUAAGAGAGAUGAUGCAUCAUUUUCAAGCAUUGAGAGAACAAAUUUUGAAAGAUCAUAGAGAGGGACUCAAAAGGAGGUACUAUAAUGUGACCGGUGAGCAUCCGAGUGAGGAAGUAUUAGAGAAGAUGGUUUUGGGAGGUGGGAAAGAGAAAGUUUUUGAAGGGAAAGUAGAUUUAGUUUUGGAGAAUAAAGAGAGGCAUGAAGCUUUGAAGGAUAUACAGAGGAGCUUGACCGAGUUGCAUCAACUGUUUCUGGAUAUGGCUGUCUUGAUAGAGACACAAGGUGAUGAGAUUGACAAUAUUGAAGAGAAUGUAGCUCGUGGCAGGACUUAUAUUAGUGGUGGUACUAAUGGGUUAUACUAUGCUAAGCAAAUGAAGAAGAAUAGGAAUUGGGGAUGUUGGAUUGGGAUUGUUUUGCUGGUUCUAAUGGUAAUACUUGUUUCUAUACUAGCUUCUUGAAAAUUUUUUGGAGGCCAUUUUUGGGUUGGAUGAAGUGUUUUAUUUUCUAGCCUGCUUGAAGGAGAUUUUCUCCUGUGAUUACACAUACAAGCAAUAGAUGUUUUUCUCAUGAAAGAUGGAGUUUUGUUCUAGUAAAGUGAUUCUAUUGUUUCUGUCAUUUUGAA
This is a messenger RNA of Ricinus communis (castor bean), 1592 nucleotides long. Its product is annotated as syntaxin-112. Lineage: Eukaryota; Viridiplantae; Streptophyta; Magnoliopsida; Malpighiales; Euphorbiaceae. The record is from RefSeq and is a predicted model, not a curated record. Gene Ontology annotation, cellular component: SNARE complex; endomembrane system; plasma membrane. The transcript has 2 exons. Bases 538 to 1428 code for a protein of 296 amino acids. Gene Ontology annotation, molecular function: SNARE binding; SNAP receptor activity. Gene Ontology annotation, biological process: exocytosis; vesicle fusion; intracellular protein transport.